CAAGCUCCAAUAUCAAUAUCCCACAUGGUGUAAAGUAUAAUAAAGUUCUGUCAAAACCUCAGAUCAAAAGGAGUACCGUACUGCCCUUGUAUCGCCAUCUAAUCAGGGAUCGUCUCUCAUUCUCUCAUUCUCCCAUUAUCACUGCCAUCAAGCACAAGUAUAAUUCCCACAGUCCUCGCAAAGGAACCAUUCACAACCCUCGACCCCCUCUCUAGACUCUAUCAUCCAUAUUCGACCGGCCCUAACUUGUCCCAAUUGAUCAUCCCAAGGAUUUCCAUUUCUCGUCACUUUACUUUCUCCCGUCCCCAAAACGUCAAGCCCUCUCUCAAAUUUACAAGGGUGUACAUCUGUAACAACCCUGUAGAGAUGUGAAUAUUUGUCCUUCAUCCCCCCGAUAUAUUCAACGUCGAAAAACCCCAAAAUCCAAUUCAGUUGGUUGCACAGUACAAAAAAGUCUCUCGAACUUUAAUCUUAUACCUACGGCCCAGGUACAUAUACCGAUACAACUUUGCCUUUCAAACAAACUUGCUCUCUAUUCGAUUGGUUUUUGAUCUGAUAGGGAAGAAAGAAGAAAGAAGAAUAUUUUCUAAUAUAAUUUUUAAAAAGCGGUUUCGAAGAGGGGAUCAACCUAUUUAUCAUUUAUUAUUCACCUCUCCAUUCUCCAUUCUCCAUUUCUCUACAACUACCGGCCGGUGCUAAAUUCACCCAUUGUCACGUCUAAACCUCGAUCCGAAAAGAAGUCACCCAAACUCCAUCUCCGUACAGUUGAAAAAAGAAAAAGUAAAGAAACGAUCGAAACACCCAAGAGAAAAUCCACUCUCCUUUACACUCUCCCCCAGUUCAACCGGAUUUGCACCGGUAUACAUCCUCUCCGACCAGACAUAAAAAAAUCAUUCAGGGAUUUCUAUUGGCAAGAUGUCCGGCUACCCAGCACCGAAUGGUCACAACAACAAUAAUAAUGGCUACAAUCCCUUGCCUUUGCACGGCCCAUCAUCGAUUUCAUCACCAAAUGAUCCGUUGAUGUCCCAUAAUCAGCAGAUUCAACAUCAACAUCAGCAUCAGCACCAGCACCAGCAUCAGCAUCAGCAUCAGCACCAGCAACAACUCGGCAUAUCUGUCGCACCGUCAUUUCAAUAUGAUCCUCAAUCAAUGGGAGCUCCACAAGGUCAGCAAUCACCACAAAUGCCCCCACCAAUGCCGCAAUACAAUGAUGGCAUGACCAACGAUCACAAUGGUUUACCUGUUCAAACUGGAACACCAACAUCUAUGAAUGGAACCGGAGAAGCUCCAAAGGGAAAUAGAUUAAGGAAAGCAUGCGACUCAUGCAGUAUCCGAAAAGUUAAGGUGAGUGGAUAUCAUGGAAUUUCCUUCCAAAGCUUCGAUUGCGGGGUAAAUGCUAACAAUUAAUUUUCUUGAUAGUGUGAUGAAUCGGGUCCUCCAUGUCGAGCAUGUGCAGCAUUAGACAUUCCAUGUACAUUUGAAAGACCAAGUCGUCGAAGAGGCCCACCAAAUCGACAUGCGGAAGCUAUAAAAAAGAGAAGACUCGAAUCUCCAGGUGGUGGGCCUUACUCCUCUCCGACAUCACCAAGCAAUGUUGCCGCGACUCUGGCAUCAUUUUCUUCACAUGCAGUUCUCUCUGCUGAAUCGAUAUUGCCUUUCCCUACUCUCGAGCUUUUCAUUGAUGACUUCUUCACCUACAUACAUCCACUUGCACCUUUCCCACAUGAGCCUUCCUUCAGAGCGGCACUCAAAAAUCGAGAAGAUUUACAAAAUCCAUCAUUUCUUGCAUUGUUGGCAUCCAUGAUUGGGAUAUUGGUAGCAUCAUUUCCUAGAAAGCCUAGGCUACACUUAAAAUCUCAGCACCGAGAACAUCUAUUCCCAAAUUCACUCGCCUUGGUCGAAAGAUGUCACAAGGUGGCAGUUGAAGCUAGGGGAGCUGGUUACCUCGAUAAAAACCUUUCGGUGUAUGAUGCAGCUACAAGUUAUUUCUUAGGAUUGUCAGGCGCAUAUACAUUCAAUUGGAGACAAUGUCGUUUGUAUUUUGGAGAGACCUUGAACAUUAUAAGAAUGUUGGGAGCGCAUAGAACCAAGAAUGCAGGUAUGGUGACGACUAUGGGUCAUCUUCCUGCUACAUUUGGUGCAGAAGGCCCUCAAUAUGUUGAUCAAACUGAACCUAUCGAUUAUAUUCGUCAGGAGAUGGGUAGAAGACUAUUCUGGGUUAUGUUCGUUGGUAUUCGGUAAGUGAUUCUGGCCCUUUUUUAAGAGUGCUCCACUAAGAAAUUAGAUCAAUGCAACAAUUAGGUGCCACUUUUGGUGAACUUUUAAUCCCACCACCUACUCCAAACGAACCAUAUCCUCCACUUCCGGUGGAAGUCGACGAUGAGUACAUCUUCCUAGAUCAUAUUCAACCGCAGCCCGAAGGUGCCGUAUCAAGCAUCACCGGAUUCAAUAUGGGUGUCAAGAUAUAUAUGACAUGUACGCCUCUUGCAACAAUGGAAGUGGCAUAUGGUAUCGAUCAAGUCUUUGACUUUAAACGUCAAAAAAAAGUACUCUCACAAUGUCUCAACGCUGCAAAGCACGUCCUGGAUCAGUUACCAAAUGAGCUGAUGCUUCUACCAAACCCAGAGUCAGGUGAGUUUGGUCAACGAGAUGAAGCCUACUAUCCACCUUUGGAAAAUUUUCCAGGUGCUCGUUCGGCUGGACUUGAAGGACGGUCCUGGAGCGAAGUCCCAGUAGAUGAGAAAAGAAAAAAACAAUAUGAAAUUAUGAAAUCCAAUAUUUACGCAAGUCAGUUAGCCACCAGGUCAUAUAUCGUGGAGAAGUAUUGGAACCUUGAAGAUGCCUACGAACAGCUUAAAGCUAAAGCGGGUGGUUCUGAGGAUCUCAAACUAGGAUCUCCAGGUCUUAUGGCAACUGGUUUAGAUGCAGUGCUACCACAACCAGCAACAGAAGAAUCGAUGGAGUCUAUUGUCAUGAAUGAAAGAGAAAGUAUUGUGAAGGAUUUGCUAAAGGCGCUGAGUUGUCUUCAACAAGUUAAUAUGGAGCCAAAUGGUGGCAGCUUUGUUCGUCUACCCUUCUCACUUUUUUCCAAUAAUUUUACAUUCGGUUUUGCUAAUUAUCAUCAUUAUAGGUCAACAAAAUUCGUCAAAUAGCUUCUACCUUGGUCGAUACCCCUCAAAAUCGCAAAGGACCUUUCGCGUUACGUGCAGAGGAGUACUUAGGCAAAUUCCUCGAUAUCUUAAUGAAACUCGAGAGAGCUAGUCCUAGUGGUGCUAGGAGUGAAAGUGCCGAUGGCGUAGUUGAUGAAGAAGAAGAAUUAAGCAAUUGGGCUGAUCUCAGAGAAUAUCAAACGAGGUUCGCUCAAUCGGGGGGAUUUUUGAAUGAAUUGUAAGAUCAAGCUUGGGUUUGGGGGCAGGGGCAGGGCGGAAGGGGAAAGAUAUGAUUUUAUGCGUUUGCAAUGGAAUGGUACGGAACAUGUGCAAAAGGGGCUUGGGUACAGGCGUAUAUCUUUAAUUGUAAAAUGGACGGAUGGAUCGCUGGGUCGGAUUUGAUGGGUGCAUAGAUGGAUGCCAUAGGUGUCAUGCGUGGUACGGAAUAUACAUGUAUGAUUUGGUGGACGGAUCCUGAGAUUUCAGGUUCAAUUGCGGUUAUGUGUGUAUAUCAAGAAUUCAUAAAAAGAAUAAUCAAUCAACAGGAUGGUAAAUAAAAAGUUGUAUAUGGUUUGAGGAUUAGAUGGAUAUAUACAUGUAUGUACUAUGGGUUUUGAUAGCUUGGUGGGUAG
Sclerotinia trifoliorum is the source of this 3781-nucleotide messenger RNA. The record is from the annotation of a GenBank genome assembly. NCBI's taxonomy places the organism in Eukaryota, Fungi, Ascomycota, Leotiomycetes, Helotiales, Sclerotiniaceae.